Mesoplodon densirostris (Blainville's beaked whale) is the source of this 2097-nucleotide messenger RNA. It is a transcript of the gene TINAGL1, whose product is annotated as tubulointerstitial nephritis antigen like 1. The transcript has 15 exons. NCBI's taxonomy places the organism in Eukaryota, Metazoa, Chordata, Mammalia, Artiodactyla, Ziphiidae. Gene Ontology annotation, cellular component: lysosome. Gene Ontology annotation, molecular function: cysteine-type peptidase activity. Gene Ontology annotation, biological process: proteolysis. Bases 506 to 1903 code for a protein of 465 amino acids. The record is from RefSeq and is a predicted model, not a curated record.
GUGAGCAUACAGAGAGAGGACACAAGGCACGGGAACUGAGAGGAGAAACACUCCAAGAAGGUGGGAGCCCUCAGCUGGGUCAAAUACUGCCCAGAGGUCCAGGCUCCACACGCAGUCCUGAGAGCCUUCUCCUGAGAGCACAUGCUGUCCUUCCACAGCCUUUACCUGCUGGAGACUCAUAAUGACCCAGUGAGCUUAUAAUGCCCCCACAUUAGAGAAGCAAACCCAGCGGUCGCCUAGCCGGUGGAGUCUCUUUCAUCCUCCCGCUGUUAGAAUCCUCUGGCCCGGACCCAAACUGUUGAAAGAGAGGGGACUUCGCGAUGGGGAGGUCCCAAACUCGGAGCUCCGCUGCCCCCUAUCUUCCCUUGUCCGCGCGAGCCCCUCAGCCCCACGGCGAAGCCCACUGGGCAGUCCCUACCAGUGUCACACCACAGUUGUUUCUGCUUCGGUUGGAGUUCCGCCCCUAAGGGAACGGCUUCCACCGGAGACCCAACAAGGAGGCACCAUGUGGCGAUGUCCACUGGGGCUGCUGCUGCUGCUGGCUGGCGAUUUGGCCCUGGGUGCCCAGCGGGGUCGUGGGCGCCGGGAGCUGGCACCGGCUCUGCACCUGCGGGGCAUCCGGGACGCGGGUGGCCGGUACUGCCAGGAGCAGGACCUGUGCUGCCGCGGCCGCGCCGAUGACUGCGCCCUGCCCUACCUGGGUGCUACCUGUUACUGUGACCUCUUCUGCAACCGCACCGUCUCCGACUGCUGCCCUGACUUCUGGGACUUCUGCCUCGGCGUGCCACCCCCUUUUCCCCCCAUCCAAGGAUGUAUGCACAGGGGUCGCAUCUAUCCAGUCUUGGGAACCUACUGGGACAACUGUAACCGUUGCACCUGCCAGGAGAAAGGGCAGUGGGAGUGUGACCAGGAGCCAUGCCUGGUGGAUGAAAACAUGAUCAAGGCCAUCAACCAAGGCAACUAUGGCUGGCGGGCUGGGAACCACAGUGCCUUCUGGGGCAUGACCCUGGAUGAGGGCAUUCGCUACCGCCUGGGCACCAUCCGCCCGUCUUCCUCCGUCACCAAUAUGAAUGAGAUUCAAACAGUGCUGGGCCCAGGGGAGGUGCUUCCCAGAGCCUUCGAGGCCUCUGAGAAGUGGCCCAACCUGAUCCACGACCCUCUCGACCAGGGCAACUGUGCAGGCUCCUGGGCCUUCUCCACGGCAGCUGUGGCAUCUGAUCGAGUCUCAAUCCAUUCUCUGGGGCACAUGACACCUGUCCUGUCGCCCCAGAACCUGCUGUCUUGUGACACGCACAACCAGCAGGGUUGCCGCGGUGGGCGACUUGACGGUGCCUGGUGGUUCCUGCGCCGUCGAGGGGUUGUGUCUGACCACUGCUACCCGUUCUCGGGCCAUGGGUGGGACGAGGCUGGCUCCGCACCCCGCUGCAUGAUGCACAGUCGGGCCAUGGGUCGGGGCAAACGGCAGGCCACCGCCCGCUGCCCCAAUAGCUAUGUCCAUGCCAAUGACAUCUACCAGGUCACUCCUGCCUACCGCCUCGGCUCCAACGAGAAGGAGAUCAUGAAGGAGAUGAUGGAGAAUGGCCCUGUCCAAGCCCUCAUGGAGGUGCACGAGGACUUCUUCCUGUACCAGAGCGGCAUCUACAGCCAUACACCAGUGAGCCUUGGGAGGCCGGAGCAAUACCGCCAUCAUGGGACCCAUUCGGUCAAGAUCACAGGGUGGGGGGAGGAGACGCUGCCCGAUGGAAGGACGCUCAAGUACUGGACGGCGGCCAACUCGUGGGGCCCAGCCUGGGGAGAGAGGGGCCACUUCCGCAUCGUGCGCGGCGCCAACGAGUGUGACAUCGAGAGCUUCGUGCUGGGCGUCUGGGGCCGCGUGGGAAUGGAGGACAUGGGUCACCACUGAGGCCGCGGGCACUACGCCGGGAAGAGCCCUCUGUGGGGCAGCAGCCCCCGCCCCGCCCGCCCCACGGAGCUCCGGGCCCCAGGGGCCUAAUCCUCGCGCGCGCGAGGGUUCCGCUGACCCAGCGCCUGGCUUGGGAGCCUCGGGCAGGCGAGGCUGGCGGAGCCCCCAGACCUCCCAGCGGGGGCCGGGCAGGG